GAACAUAUCGACCUGAUCCAGAUCCACUUGUUCUAGUGGUUCUUCUAUACCAAAGUCCACAAGGCCCACGUGAAUGUACGGCUUCUCCGAUAGGUGUAGAUUUGUGGCCGAAUGUGCGGUCUUAUGCGCCCCCAGUACGUAACUUGUAUGGCAUUAGUUGAACGAGUUAAUUAAUUGUUUGAAAGGGCGGUGGCAUAUAGUUAUAGUCCUGACCCGCAAAAAAAAAGUCAACGCAGAACUUUCGCGAGUAAUGAAUGGGUGAGUGAAUGAGUGAAUGCAUGAAUCAAGAAGAUGAAGACUUCUUCAGCACAUGGCCUCCGAGCCCGAGGCCAAGAUGGUUGCCGCCGUGCUGUUGGCCUCUUCAAAACAGCAAGUGUAGUUACAGCAGGAGUAUUGGCUUUGGCUUUUUCUGUCGGUGUGAAGGAGAUUUCUGCCUAUGACAUUGACGGAAUCUAUAAGAGUCCGCAUGCAGCUUAUGGACCACGUGCGAUCCAAUUGGUUAGCACGACGACUGCGGGCACUUCUUCUACCACCAAGAACAAAGACUCCCACGGCCACAAGAGUGAUGAAAAACCAAUGAUUCUCACGGUAUUGGGAGGACCUCCGAAAUUUAUGAGAACAAUUACAGAUCGGGACUAAAAAAUUGAUAUUUUUUGCGGGCUUUAUUCUUAUUGUUUUGAUGAAGAACUUGAACUGCAUCAUGUCGCUCAAGUGAAUCUCCGCCUACAACAUAGUAGAAACGACAAAGGACGAAAGAUGAAACCACAACACGAAAAAUACAGACGGACGAGCAAUGAGGAAAAUGCUUCUAUGUGAGUAGAAAGAAGGUACUCGUCCAAUGCCUAUGAUUAUUUCUAUGUCCCCCUCCCCUCUAUUUACUUCUUCUUCUUCUUCUUCUUCUUCUUCUUCUUCUUCUUUCAUGAAAGCCUUUCGCAAAGGAGUCAAGAACAAGAAUAAUAUCAACAAGCACCUCCUUAUGAAGACCACAGGGAAAAAGUUACUCAUACUUCUCAUGUUAAUAUACGCGAAGAGAAAGGGAAAAACUUUUCUAAGUAGGAGAAGAGAAAAGGCUCCUUUUCUAGGUAGGAGACUGCAUCUUGAUCUUUUCUUGUAGUUCCUGAGUAUGUUGAGUAUGAGUAAGUACAUCACUUUUUCUUUUCAUACACGUUAAAAAAGAGGAGGUGGUGGAGCAUGACAUCAUUGUGAAGCAUUACAGAGGCAAUGACGGAGGUUGGUUCCUGACACUUCCGAAAUCGGUGAAAGAAGAACUGGAACUCCCAAGCACCAAAGUUCGCAUUCUCGAACACGCAUUUGGAAGAAGCCUCUUAUGAGACUAAUAGAAUCGAAGCAAGAACAAGGCCAAAGGUCGUACUUGUUACGUAAGAAUGUUGACUCCCUGGUGAAGCUAGUUUGUGUACAGGAGAGAUUACAAAUAGAAGGAAAAGUUGUUGUUGUAUAAAUAAUUUCGAAUACUCCUGUCAGCGGAGCAGGUAAAGCAACUUCUCCACACCUAGCUAAAAAUAAAGGUAGUACUAUUAGUACGGUAAAUAAGUACUAGUAUUAAUACAUAAUGCACGCGUCCUCCUUGUCUUUAUCAAUCCUGGCAUGCGACUGAAAGAGAUAUCGUUAUCGACUACCUGAUCUACAUCAGAAAUACAACUAGUCCAAAAUUCAAUCUCUAAAUCUUGUUUUCGGUGCUGGCAAAAAAACCGAAGAGGACUGGUAUCAAUUUGGCGGUUAUUUUCGAGUAUGCGUGAAGAUUCUGGGUGCGUUGACAUUGGGUUUAUUCUUACCGAUCGUUUUGGCUUCGCCACUCAUCCGAAGCUACUUCCCGCAGAUCAUGAAAGCUGUUGGAGGAAUUGGAGCUCCUGUUAUGCUAAACUCAGAGCGAUCCUUCUACUUGAUUUUGUAGCUAGUUGAAAAGAUGCACCAUCGUAUUUCCCACAGCUUUUCUAACAGGCGAGGCACACCGGUGGGGUACAUGUACCUCACUCCUACACCGUUGUUUGCAGCACUGAUGAUGAGCACGACUUGGAUCCUGCUUUUGCUUGCUUCCCCGCACACCCCUGGUCAGAUUGGUGGCAUUGUUUAAGGCUUGAGUUGAUGUUUUACUGAAGUACAUAUAUUUACUUUUGAAUUCAUCCUAACAAACUGAUCCAUCGCUGUCUAGUCCGUUCAUCAUCCUAUCAAUUUACAUAAUUUGAAUUCAUCAUCUAUACUAUUUUUACUUGAUUCGAAAUAUUCACGACGUCAUCUGCCUGGAGGGACCGUUCUUCUCUAUGAGAGACUUUAUCUAUAGAGAUCGUCUAAGUCAUGCUGGAAUUGUGCUCCUUGUGCGCAACUUUGUGCGUAUCCGUCUCGCUGGUGAUUCUGUAUCCGUUUUUCUGCCAAACUGGAUGGAGCCGGUUUCCGAUGACCUAUUUCGUUGGCGUCGCCCUUACUGUCACCUUGCUGUGUACCUUGAUUAAGAGGAGGUUGGAUUUGCUGUUUUUGGUGUUGUAGGUUCUGUGAGUGCCGUUUUUUAGUCUUAGUCGUUUUGUUUUCUCCUAGACCUGCUACGGGAGAAGUGCUGACUGUAAACUUCACGCACUGCUUCUAACUUGCUCCUGUGUCUCGUGAUCUUCGGAUCGAAGUCAGGGGAUGCGUUGAAUUUGACACGGCGGCGAAGUUUUUUCGCAUUUUUGCAGUUCCUUGCGAUUUCGAGCACUGUGAUCAUGUUUCUGAGCAGCAGUUGGAAUAACGUGUUUGGUGGAAAUUACAAAGAAAAUUACGGCCGCUAGGCAACCACUAUCCUUCCCAUGGGGACCGACUAUGUAUGCUGAGGGGAAUGAUCAGGGCGCAUGACUAUGACAACUAUCCUCCACCUAUGUGGCUGAUGUAACUGUUAGUGUGUAUGAUGAGGGGAUCAACUCGAGAAGGGCUUAUUCUCCUUAUGUGUUGAAUACAGCAAGCCUAAGUGGAGCCGAUGUAAGUAUAUAACUAAGGAUGAAUGAAGAAUAACAAGCCAACUGUAGAAGGAACUACAAACUACGGUGGAACCCACUUUUUAAAAGCAGUCACACCCACUCAAGAACGUCAACCAGGCAAAGUGAAGAUUGUCUAAGAGAAUCCGAAGAACAUGGCUGGAACUGUGUGUGCUGUGUUGAUGGCCGCGGCUUGGUGGUACGAUGGACGUGUUUACCUCGGCCACGAGGUCGCAAUUCAUUGUUAAGGCAGAAGAGAGUGCAAGAUUCUAGCAUAGGAAUUAUAGGAACAAUACGUACGCUAUAAUUUUCUGCAGCAAAAGGCUACUACGUACUCGAAAAGUUGACGACAAGUCAACUACGAGCAAAGUAAGUGUUGAUGGUAAGCACAAGAUCAACAAAAACGUUGUGGAAGAGAGUCUGGCAAUUACGAAGGCCUACGCGAACAGGAAUUUUAUAUAUAUGCAUUGACAGUCUCAGUCACAGGAAUAUGAGCAUCAGUAACAGAGGCUGACGUCCCAGUCCUUCUUCUUCCUUUUCUAAUCUUUGCCUGCCGGCUUCGGACUCGCUUACUACACUUCUUCUCUCAUCGUGCGGGCCGUUUUUCUGCCCAGCUUCUUGGAGGACCAAGAAAGAGCCAGGGCCAGGACUCUUAUGGUAAUCACUCUGAUGUACUCUUUGGCACUAGUACUAGUUGCAUUCUUUCGCAGUUCCCAACAUAGAAGAUCACAACUACCACAAACAAGAGAAAUAUUAUUAAAGGAAACUCCGAUAAUAUGGUUUUUUUUGGCCUAUAAAUUUGUACCUUCACUUUUUGGUUUUUUCGGUCUUUUCCUAGUUAGGUUGGCUCCCCCACUAGUAUAGGGAACUCCGAGAUCAUGAGGGGACCAAGACCGAGAUUAACAAAAGAAGCGGGCUAAGCAUCUUCUAUAUCUAAAAAUGCUCCUGAGCAGCACAAAAGGCAUGCCACGAUCUCCUCGACAUCAGAGCGCGCAGUUUCUAGCGUAUCGGACAUCAACACCGAUCAUGUUAAGGCUAAAAGAAAUCCAUCGUCUUCGUCCCCAGCGUCGGUCUAAGUAACUAUGUUGGUCCUUCCGUUCUUCCUCCACAGGGAAGAAAUAUGAACCAGAACCAAGAUCAUGAUCGACGCUGAAUCCGAAGAAGAAGAAGAUGGAUCCAUCUGUCGCGUAGUUCUAAGCAUCGGGAGGGUUCGGCUUGCGAGAUCGAUCUCGACCUUGAUCGAGCUCGUGGACGACAUGUCUCUCUGGGAAAUACAGAUCGGGCAUCCAGAUUUGUUGCCCAUAUCCCGCUAUCAUUAAGGCUACCGCUGAAGCAUGUUGGUUGCGAUGGAGCACACGAUGAAUGAUCCCACCUUGGUUCUUCAUUUUCUACUUGCAAGUUUUUUUGAUUUUUUCUCGCUUGCGAUCCUCAUCACAGAAAAGAAGACCCCAUUUCGCUGCUAUCCUCAUUAUAGCAAAAGAAAGUCAAAAAAUAUAUAAGUAGGCAAAAAACAAAGCCAUAAAGAAAAUUAAAGACCUUUUAUGUAAGGCACUGCAAACACCUCCAGCUGGGCACAUUUAUUCAUUCACUCACGCCAAGAAAUGACAUGACUCUCGUCAAGGAUGAUCAUCAUGCGAGCGCGGUAGCUCUUCUAAUUUCGAUUGUGCUUACGAUUACCGGUACAUUUGCCUACUCGUGGCUUUGGGACAAGACUACGUUUGUCUGUUAUGGCUGGUUCAAGCACUAGAAAGUUGUAGGAAUACUUAAUCGAGGAUGUAAGUGUACCUAAAUCUAAAACAAGAAAUGAAGUCGAGCAGGGACUACCGGUUGCGCUCGAUCAUGUGCAGGGUCCAUAAACUAAACCAGUACAGUAUACUAUAAAUUUCUCACCUUGAUUACGUCAUUCUCUUCGUGUUUCUUUUUUCUUAGUUAGGGCUCUACAACAAUUACAGAAGAGGACUACGUACAGUACACGCAUAUUAAAAGUAAGAGUUUCGGUUCUAAUUUGCCCUAUUUCUAGGUACGUCAUGUUGGAUGCUUGGGUUUCUCUCUUACAUGGGAGUAUUUUCAGCCGUCGGCCUCUACAGAAUCAGAAAGGCCUGUGCCAAAAAUUGGAGCAGAGAAUGGGAAGAGUAUCUGGAAGCCAACCCCGUGGUUGAUGAAGGUCUGUUGCAUUUUGUGUUGAUCACGAAUGAGAAUCAAUCUCCAGAAGGAUUGUUGUCCCAAACGAUAGCGAAUCUGGGCAACAGCACGAUGUCCAAGUACAUGGUUUGCGUAUUUUAAGGCUAGCACAAGAAUGAACGGAUGUAUGGUUCUGGUAUUUGGUAACCUGAAUUUGAUCCUAAGAGUUCUCUUCUUGUUUUCCCUUAGGAUCAAAUUCAGGCUAUACCAAAAAUACCGGAACAAUUCAAAACAGAGUAUGCCGGUACUUGCUAUGGAUUCAUUUUAGAUGAGACGAGCACGAGAAACGGAACAAGUCCAAUGAUUUUUCUUGAAACCUCUAAUUUUUGGCGAUGGAGGAACGAGAAGCUGACGAGGACCGAGAAGUGGCAGAGCGGUUGAUCGCGAAGCACGGCGCUCUCUUUCUCGACAUGUUCGCCACUUAUUUAAGGCUACAAAUUCAAAUUGAAUCUAGAGAUAAAGUCCUUCUCUGGGAACCUACUGCCUAGGUACAAUCAUCAUCAUCAUCAUCGUCAUCUUUUGUAUCAUCAUCUAUCUACGCCUUCUUUGAUGCGCCGGCAGUCUGCCUUGGACUUUCUGCGAGCAGAUUCGUUGCAUUGUAUCUUCCUCUUGCACUUCUCUCCCACUACAAAGUCAACAAGGUUUCGUCUUAUCCCCCACUACAAACCUCUCCUAAUCCAUCACCCUCCUGACUUGCCUGGUGAAGUUAGAGGUAAAGGAGCCUGUGCGCAGUGGGCCUUCCGAGAUAUCCAAAGAUGGCACGCAGACUAUGUGAAGACAGACGCCGAACACUUAUGAUGAAGCAGAUAUUUACCAUGUUCAUGUUGUAGUUGUUGAAUGGAGAGGGGCUGGAAUAAAGGCAGAGCGAGACUAUGUUGAACUUACACCUUCUCUUAUAUAUCUUCCUCUGUCUGGUCUGUCUCUUUUCUAGUUAGGUCGGCUCCACCACAAAUAUACAAAAGCUACAGUAGACAAAUACGAGUGAGUUACGAACUACAGAAGUUUUUUCCGUGUACCAAUCGAACUACGUGAUAUGAUGAUAAAUUAUGUAGAGAAGUUGUAACAGUUCUUGUACAGAAUUUUUCAUGGUUCCCCCUUGAGUUUCUAACCACAGAAGGAGGAAUCAGUAUCACUCAGUUUGACGCGUCAAAGGUCUUCGUUACACAAAUGGAUACAGAUACGAUUUUUCACAAGGAACACUUCGCGAAUCUUACUCUGAACGCCAUGCAAAUGAAGCCAGAAGAUCGGUGCUGGACAGCAUGGCAAGCGCCUGUGUUGGUACUAAGUGCUUUUUUAUGGAGUAACACUAUGCCAAAAGCGAACAUAGACAAGUGGUCUCUUGGCUAAAAGACCCCUUUUCUAUGUUCGCUUUUGGCAUGGUGUUACUCCAUAUACUUUUGAUUUGAAUUACUUAUAUUAGAAAUUGGGUUUGUUGUUUGAGUUUUUUUUUACUACGUACUCGUACUCUCAACAAAGAAACAAUUUCAAUUUCAAAUCAGUUUGACUUUUACUUCAUCAAUCAAUGAAUCUAGACGUAUUAGGCUUCCAUUCCUUCAAUUCAAAUUUUCAAUGUCCUCAGCAAGCUUCCUCCCUCGUAUCUCUUCAUGCAAGAAUGACUUAUCAAAUCUAUCAUAAUGUUUGUCACAGGCAGGAGCUUCGAAGAUUAGUUUCCUAGACUUUUCAACAACUUUCUCGUUCUCAAUACUUCUUAUUAUAGCAAUGGCGUAAUUGGGCUGUGGUUCCAAGGAUUGUUCGGCCCAGCGUUUACGGAAAUAACAUGAACGAGAUCAGCGGAUGCAGUGCUUCUCCUUUUAUGUUGAAAAAGUAGAUGACGAGGUCGUGACAUAGAGUGGCAGUGAUUGAUGAUGUUGAAAUAUUUACUUUUACAAGUGUGCUGAGCAGAGAUUCAAGUUGUGGCCGUCCUCUCCUUAUCCACCCCAAGCUCUUUCUCCUUGUCCUGAAACUUUUCCACACCUCAAGAUAGAACAAUUCAAAUCUCCUUUGUCCUCUUUCAUACCCCACGUGCCUCAUUGUACAUCGAACACCUUUACGAUGACGUUGGCUUUACUGAGUCACCCUGCUGUGGACGGGUGGUCAGAGGAGGAGGUCUGCGAGGAUCACCAUAUGACGUUCAAAGCUUUCUACGCUUCGCAUUGGGAGAGUUUGGCUGGAGAAGAUCGAAGUUUAUGAGUGUGAUAAGUGAGCAGUAGAAGAGUGUGAAUGUGAUAAGUGAGAAGUAGUAGAUGUUGAAGUUGUUUUUUUCUAGUACUUCUAUGACGAUGAGUAGUGGGGAGUUGAAGUUGUGGUAAUCCAACUUGCAUUCUAGAAGUACUUCUAAUAGAUACUAAUACUUAUAAAGUGAGAAAAGCUGAAAGACGAAGAACUGAAGAUUGUCGUGCUCCUACUAGUACUAAGUGUACUUAAUUAACAAGUACCUAAAUAGUUUGUAGCUGGUCUCCCCCUUCUCCUAGUGGAUCACCGUCUACAGUUGUGGCUCUGACCUUUUGUCCGCAUCUUCUGGUAACCUCUUGCUAGGUAAAUGAAUUAAUGAAUCAAUGAAUGAAUACGUAAAGGUAAACCGAACCUCCUAACCUAACCUAGCCUAGCCUAGUCCAUGAGUCAUGGCCAUCAUUCUUUCUCCUUCUUCAUGUAAAGUGCGAUCGCCAUCGAAGUUCAAGAUUACCCCUCUGUACACUCCGGUAAGCGCUUUUGUGGCUGCCGACGGCGAUAGUACCGUACGUGCGAGGUAUUUUUUCUCAGACAUACCUUAUUUACUAUAGAAGUAAAGAUAAUCCAGUUCUGUAUUCUUUUCCUUGGUGCUAGAUGCUUAGUCCUUUGUUGUGUCUUUUCCUAGUCAGGACAGCUCCACCACAACUUAUUAGAUAAUCCAGUAGGAGCAGGUCUAGGUACAUCUACUAGUACACUUGAAUCUAUCACGUAGGAUGCUUGCAUCGAUGAAGAUCACACACUCUCUGUCUCGCGGUCGCGACGCAAACACAACAACUUUUUCUCUCCAGCGUCCUGCAGAGUAGCCGCUUGUUGAACAAAAAUGUUUUUCCUCACACAUAGACACUCACUCACUCACUCACUCACUCACUCACUCACUCGGAACUCAGGUUCCUCCAGAGCAAGCGCGACAUGCAGGCUGUGCAUCAGUAUGCCUACUUCCUGUUGCAGUACUUCAACAUCUGCUGCACGAGUUACGAGCCCCUGCCAUGGUCUGCGCAUUUCCAGUGUCUCUUGUUUUUAAGGGUGAUAUUCUUGAUAACUAAGUGUACUUGUAACUUCGGAAUGUAAAGAAAUCAUGAAGUAGCGAGAGGCAAUUAAUAACAAGAUGCAUUAACUAAGAUGCAUAUUACGGGACAUCGACAACAUUAUAGUAGACAUUCUUCGUAUUUACCUGCUCGUCAGUAGACAGGAUCAGGAAUAUAUCUUCUCCUCUCCCUCUUUCUCUAAUUCUUAUCACAAAAUACGGGACGUUGUAUAUUCUGAGCUGCAUCCAGGAGAUGAUAGUGGUGCUCACUUUCAUGCUGCUACCAGUUGUAAUGCUCCUCUCCCCUGCCGCCCGUGAAGUUAUGUCUACUGAAAGGCAAGAAACCUCUCAACUACUUCAAUGACGCAUUUCAUGUCUUUCUGCUUCUUAACUACUUCAAGUCUUUUUUCUUCAUAGCAUAAGUAUGACCCUACCCUGUCGAUCCUAAGUUGGCAGCUCUAUCCUCUUCUAGUUGCUCUUCAUAUAAGAUGUCCUAACAACUCUCAUGUAGGUAUCCUCUACUGUCUCUAAGUAUCUCUUCCUCUAUCCGCAUAAGUAUCCUAUAGAAGAUCUAUCUAUAGAGAAUAUCCUAUAUGAAGAUGCUCCACUAUCCUCGUUGGUUUACAAGUUCUACUUGUCUGUGGAAUCUUGUCACAUCGAUUCAUCCCGCCGGUAGGUGCUGCAUACCUAUUUGGGAUGCACAGAAUAGAAUACUCCCUAUCCUCAUAUCGAUAUCUCUCUACUCCCUUCCCUUAUCCCAAAUCUUCUAAAGCCUCCUUCUUUGCGGCCUGGGAAACACUCAGUCACAUGAGAGCCGAUUCGCCAGCGCUGAAUCUGAUGUGCAUUCUGGUUGAAUUCGGAACGCCUAUCACGUAUAUUCUCGUGGGGUUCGUCAACCGCAUCGGUCUCAAAGAUUCCAAAGAAGGCCUGUACUCGAUUGUAUUAUAAUCUGCUCAAAUAAAAGAUUCGAAAGAAGGCCUGUACUAGAUUCUAUUAUAAUCUGCUCAAAAGAUCUAUAGUACCUUUUCCGAACAAAAUAAAUCGAGGCCCUUGGUCUAAAACUGAUAAUCUCAAAUAAGAUUCGAAAGAAGGACUGUACGUGCUUCUGGAGAUUUUAUUUUGGUAGAAUUAGUACUAGAAUUAUACAUAGAACUCUUUGGAAUAUUCAAUUUCCAAUCUACUUUAUAAUGGCCCCGAACAGUGAUCCUCAUCUCCUUGCAGGUGCGCCCACUCCUAUGAUCUCCUUGCAGGUGAGCCCACUCCUAUGAGUUCCUUGCAGGUGAGCCCACUCCUAUGAGUUCCUUGCAGGUGAGCCCACUCCUAUCGUCCUGUCCUAUGAUCCUAUCGUAUCCACCUGCUCCCUCACUCCACGACCAGAUACUGCCCCCUGUAUUUCCUCUCUACGCCGGACGAAGAUCGUGCAGGAGAGGAAAAGGAUGA
Molecule: messenger RNA, 9837 nt
Organism: Amoebophrya sp. A25
Lineage: Eukaryota; Dinophyceae; Syndiniales; Amoebophryaceae
Source: the annotation of a GenBank genome assembly